CUGGGGCCUGGGCUCUGGGCAGUGUCCACUGGGCAGCUCUGCAGAACCCAGCAGCCAGGGCUGCUGUGGAGCCGCCCACGCCCUCCGCACAGCUGAGAGGGAGUGGGGUCGCCAGGGCCUUUGCCUCUCUGGCCCAGGGCUGGCUGGACCCGAGGCCGGCUUGACCCGAAGCUGCGGGGACGAGUCUCGUGAGCGUGUGCGCCUGGUCUGCCCGUCCCAGGGAGGCUUGUGGGGGCUCCUUCCUGGUCUCUGGGGAAUCCAGACAGAGGCCCCAGCCUGAGUCCUCAGGCACCUGCAAGGACUGGACAUGGGCCAUUGGGAUUCCCAGGUGUGAUGUCAGCCCGGGAGCUCGUGGCCGGCCUCUGCCGGAAGGGGGACCAGCACCUGGCCCUGGGGGAGCCCCUGCUGGCCACGGCCUUCUACCUGGCUGCCUUCAGCUGCCACGCGCCCUCAGCUGUGCAGAGCGUGCAAGCAGCGCUGGCCGAGGCUCGGGGGGCCCCUGUGGUGGCCACCCUGGAGGCCUGGUGUCGUGGGGACGGCCGAAUCCCGGCCAUCCACUGGGACGGCAUGGCAGUCGUAUCCCUGACCGGGGCUCUGGCCUCCGCCUUCCUCGGCGCCCUCUGCCCAGACCACCCGGCCGCCGUCCUGCACUCGCUGGCUGGGCUGCUGGCCCAUGGGCGACACGGGGAGGUGGCCCUGCGCUGCACUGCCCUGCUGGACGCUCACUCCCAGCAAGCCCUGGAGCUGCAGCUGACCCGCGGCCUGGCCCAGGUCCUGUCUGGGGAGCGGGCAGGCGAUGGCGUGGCCGACUACCUCCAGGCCUUCGCCUCAAGCGCAGACCGGACCGUAGCCUUCGUCCGCACCCACCAGCACCCCUACCUCCCCACGCUGCUCGGAGCCCUCCGGAACCACCUCUCAGCACAGCCGGGGGCCACGGGCAGCGCUGGCCGGCAGGAGACUGACUGCCGGGGACUCCUGGCCGCCCUGGACCCCGAGGGCACCUGGAGCGAGCUCCUGUCACCAGAAGCACUGCUGCACGGUGGCAGGUACGAGGACAGCCUGGCAGCCUGCAGCAGGGCCCUGCGGUCAGACCCCAGCAGGGACAGACACCAAGACGAGCGCCUGGCGGCCCUGCUGGUCACGCGCGCGGCCGCGGCCUUCUUCCUGGGCGGCCGGACUGGCGACGUGCUGCGGGACCUGCAGGAGGCCUUCCGCGAGAGCCCGGGCGCGGCGCGGAGGCGGCUCCGGGCAGUGCUCUCGGCCGCAGACCAGGAACGCAUCCGAGAGCAGGCUCGGGAGGCGGCGGAUGCGGGCUUCGCCCACUUCCAGGAGGCCGUGCGUCGGCGGCCCCAGCUCCGCGAGGACGCGGGGCGCGAGGCGCUGGUCCCGGUGGCCCACGCGCUCCGUGUCCUGCUUCGCUUGGAGCCAGCAGGGGAGCGACCUGUGCUGGGCACCCGCCUGGCGGAGUGCCUGCUGCUGGCCGGGGACGUGGCGGGAGCCCGGGCGUUGUGCGAGCGUCUCCUGCGGCCCAGGCACCAUGGGGCGCCAGCUGGGGACCGCGCCGUGGACUGCGCGCCUCUGUUGGCGCUGCGGGGCUUCUGCGCGCUGCACGUGGGCGACGCCCCGCGCGCCAAGGAGGAUUUCCAGGCGGUGGUGGAGCGGGGGGCACCGCACCGGGGCGGCUGCGUUCGCGCGCUCUGCGGCCGAGGGCUGCUGCGGGUGCUGGCCGGCAGCGGGUUCCUGGGAGCGCUGGAUUAUGUCACUGCCUGCCGGCUGCAGCCCGAGGAGGCGCUGAUGGCUGCCAAGGCCUACGUGCCCUGGAACCAGCGGGGGCUGCUGCUGACCGUGCUGCGAGAGGAGGGCCGCAGGAUGCUGCUGCGCAGGCGGGACCCUGGCCCUGCGGGCACACCGGCCUGCAGAAGCCAAGGCGCGGAGAAGGACGACCCGGCAGCGCAGGAAGGGCCUCGUCUGACCUUCGCCUGGACUUGCUGUGGAAGGGAUGCCCGUGGCGUGUACCAGCUGGCCACAAUGCUGAUGGAGCUGGACAUGGAGGACGAGAGCUCGCGACUCCUGGCAGCUGACGCCCUGUACCGCCUGGGCCGCCUGGAAGAGGCCCACAAGUCCCUGCUGGUGGCCCUCUCCCGGAGGCCCCAGGCAACCCCAGUGCUGGCACGGCUGGCCCUGCUGCAGCUGCGGAGGGGCUUCUCUUACAAUGCCAACCAGCUGGUGAAGAAGGUGGUCCAGUCUGGGGACACGGCCUGCCUGCAGCCCACCCUGGACGUCUUUGACCACGAGGACCGGCUGCUGCUGCAAGGUUACUGCCACGCCCGGGCCCUGAGCAUCCUGCGAGCGAGGCCGAGCGGGCCGGACAGUGGGGCCCACACCAGGGAGGCCAUCGCCUACCUCUCUCUGGCCAUCUUCGCUGCGGGGACACAGGCCAACGAGUCCCUUCUCGUCCGAGCCGGCUGUUAUGGGCUCCUGGGCCAGAAGAAGACGGCCGUGUUUGACUUCAACUCCGUGCUGCGGGCCAAGCCGGGCAACGUGCAGGCGCUGUGUGGACGGGCCCUCGUGUACCUGACGCUGGACCAGCUGCAGGACGCUGUGGACGACAUUAUCUCUGCUCUCAGACUUGACCCGGGGACCGUGGUGCCUGAGAUCCGCUCUCUGAGGCCAGAAGCCCGGGUGCCGCUUACACAGGGCCUCCACUCCCGCUGCCGGGCCCUCCUGAGCCAGCCUCUGGACACGGGAGUCUCUCUCCGGGACGAGGACACCCAGGGCCUCCUGGCAGUGGGGGAGGCGCUGACCAAGAUCGAUGCCACACAGCCCAGCUGGCACCUCCUCCUCGCAGACAUCCUCAUGGUGCUGGGCCGCUACGAGGAGGCGGACACCUGCCUGCAGGGAGCCCCGCACCCCACCCCACCGUCAGCGGCUGCCCGGGCCCGGCGAGGCCUGCUCCUGCUCAGGAGGGGAGCUGUGCCUGCUGCAGUCCAGGACCUGCAGGGCCUGGCCGAGGUGGACGCCCAGGACCUGCACUUCCUGCUGCAUCUCCUGGGGGCCUCGGAGCGGCAGAGCAUCUCCCAGGUGGCAGCCCAGGAAGCCAGCAUCCUCCUGGACACAGGGCACCCCAGGCAGGCACUGGGCUACUGCUCGCUGGCCGUCCAGGCUGGUGGUAGCAGGACCUGCCACCUGCGUCUCCGGUCUGCCUGCCUGGCUGAGCUGCGGGAAUUUGACCGGGCACUCCAGGACCUGGACCGAGUGAUCCAGGAGGGAACCGGGGCCGGUGACCUGCCAGGGAGGGCAGAGGACUUCUGCUCCCGGGGCCGCCUGCUGCUGGGCCUGGGAGAUGAGGAGGGGGCCGCAGCAGCCUUCGCCCGGGCCCUGGCGCUGUCACCCGCCCCGGCCCAAAGCCGCCUGUGGAAGCAGCCAGGCCAGGCCCCCACUGCUGGCACGUUCCUGCGUCUCGGGCAGUGUUGCCUGGAGGGACAGCGCCACGGAGAGGCCCGGACCGUGGCCCAGAGCAGGUUCUUGGUGAACCCCAACCACGGCGGACUGAAGAGGCCGAAGGCUCAAACCCAGAGGACAGUGUCCUCCGGCUGCCGGCUGCUCUGACCAGCAGCUGUCCCACGCCUGGGCCCCAUCCCUGGGUGCUCUGCCUUUCGGAACCCAGAGUGCCCCCAGCUGCCCAAACCAGUGCCCUGCCACCUUCCUGGCCCUCGAGUGGCUUGGUGUUGGGUGGCCAGCCUCCCACCCUCAUGGAGGUGGCUCAGCCCCUGCGUUAGGCCUCCUCCCCCAAAGCUGGGGUCCCUUGGAUACGCCUGGACUCCAACCUCAAAGCAGCCUCAGGUCUGGUCCCUGGCUCAGGAUCCUGAAGAUUUCCCUGCUCCACCUUCCUGCUCGGAGCCUUCACUUCCUUCCUGAUUUUCCAGGAUUUCCCAAGGCACGUCCUUGCCAGGUCCUUCCACCCACCCAUCUCAGGCCAUCCUUCUGCCUGUCCGUCUGUCCAUCAGGAUGGGGGUGGGCCAGGUUCAGGGAGUUCUGGAAGCCCAGGCAGGUGGCCAGGGUUGGAGCUGCAGGGGUGGAGGCAGGUGCCUUUGCUCCGGCCAUCCUCCCCACCAGGCCUCCUGCCCCACCCCACUCGUGUGAGGACAUCUCAGAGUUGGUGGCAACAAGCGUAGUGUGCAUGACUCAAAUCCAGCGGGACGCCCUCCAGCCCACUCCUGCCUCUCCCUCCCAGGGUAACUCCCACACCCCUGGUUCACCUCACAGGGUCUCAGGUCCAUCUUGCUUGCAUGGCACCUUGCUAUAGCCUGAAUGUUUGUGUCCCCUGGAAGUCAUAGGCUGAGAUCCUAAGCCUGCUCAGCUGUGCCAGGAGGCAUGGCCUGUGGAGAUGACCGGGUGCUGGGAGCAGGGCCCUGGGGAAUGUGUUGGUGCCCUUAUUCAAACAAGCACAGCCAGGAAGCCCCCACCCCUUCCCACGAGGACCGUGGGAAGGCACUGCUAUGAGCCAGGAAGCAAGUCCUCCCAGACCCUGAAUCUGCUGGCACCUUGACCUUGACUCCCACCCUCCAGUGCUCUGAGAAAUAUAUUUUGGUAGUUGCUUA
Molecule: messenger RNA, 4601 nt
Organism: Sciurus carolinensis (gray squirrel)
Lineage: Eukaryota; Metazoa; Chordata; Mammalia; Rodentia; Sciuridae
Gene: Ttc34
Product: tetratricopeptide repeat domain 34
Exons: 11
Coding region: 334-3609 (1091 amino acids)
Molecular function (GO): protein binding
Source: RefSeq, a predicted model, not a curated record